AUGGCACCUCUCCUCCUUGCGCCGCCCCAUCUAGGGCGUGCCUCCUCCCUGCAAGCUGCCCCCUCCUGGCUGGCUGCAACCCAGCAGAUUGCAUCUGUUGGCCGGCUGCACCCCAACAGAUUGCAUCUAUGGAUGUCCUGUGUCACCGGCGCCUCCUCCACCGCCGGCAACACCACCGACGGCGGCGAUUCCUUUCUCGACGGUCUCGCUGCUCUCUUCUCUGACAACACUGUGCCCCUGUCGACUCCCAUGGCUGCCUACGCCGCCGUCUCCGUCUGCCUUUGUUUUCCUUCUCCUCCUGACUCCUGUGGGUGCGGUGUAGGGUUUGGGGAAGCUUUGGGGAGGGCUGGAUCUCGCCGCAGUGGGGGCGCGGCGGCGGCGGAGGAGCCCAUCGGGGGUGCGCCGGCGCCGAACCACCCCAUCCACGCCGUCCUCGCCGCGCGCUACCGGGGCUCGCGCCUCCUCUCCUGCAUUUGGCUCCUUCCUCUUCAGGACUUUGCUGUUGUGCUUUCGGUCUCAACAGCGUGUUCGUCGUGCUGCUCCACCUGGUUCGGUCACCGUUGUCUGACUGCUCCUCCUCUCUGGAUUUGGUGGCUUGCUUGUGGGACGCCUUGCUCGUGCCGAGCUCCUGCUGCAGGUUAUAAGAUACAGGAAAGUGUUCAUGUGUCUUGCAGUCUCAUACUGGCCCAUGUUAUGGACAGUCUCAAAUUGAAGGUGCACAGCUCUGGCUAUGACACUACCUUACAAGGACUCAAUAUGGAAACAGCAUGGAUGCAUGUUGAUCUCCCAUGUGGGAACAGGCCAGGAACAGAUACAAGCAUUGUCAUAUUUGGUACUCCACAACCCUCUCAGAAUGAAGCUGAUGAAAGUGUGUGCCAAGCAGUCCUCAAUUACUAUUGCAGUGCUAGGGAUGUGAACAUCGACAAUUUCAGUUACAGCAUUCUGAAAAUGAAACAAGAGUAAUUGGAGGCCAGCAAUUUUUUCUGUGGUGCUAUGCAAGACAAAGUGAUGCAUCUGCUGCUUGAACGUGACGCUGCUCUUGCUUCUGUUGAGAACAAGAAUCAAAACAAAGAUGUGAAGGUGAAACCUCUUAGUGAAUCUUUCAUCAAGAAGAAACAGGAUGAACUCAGCAAUAAUUUCUUUUAUGAGAUCCUCCAAGACAAAAUAACAAAUUUGCUUCAAGGCCGCAGUGUUCAGAAACAACGCCACAACACUAUGAUACAUGGCUUGGCUGAUAUCUGUGACACCUUUGCUGAUCUCCUUCCACUUAAAAAGAUUGAUGAUAGUCAGACCAUCUCUGAAUACACCGAGACUGGGUUCAUUUUUUGUGGCAGCAAGAACAAUCCAUCACGCAUUGAUCAGCUUGCUUUGGCUCUUCUCAAGAUCCUGUGCGACGGGAUUAUCGAUGACACGAAGCACGGCACCACAGCGUACUGAGGAUGCGCACGUCCAGCCCAUUGUAUAUACCCCCCCACCCCCCCACCCCACUGCUACUACGUCUGUCUUCCACUCAAAAAGAUAGCAGCAGCCUAACCAUGUAUUGAUGGUUCCUUUUGCGUGCUUUACCGCUUAGCAUGGCUAACUAUGGUAUAGCACUUUCUUUUGGCACUUGACUUUAACAGGUGGAAAGACCUACAAGGCCUACAGCAUUAUUUUGUGAGGGUGUUGCAUAAUGAAGCACCACUCAGAACAAUGAUCCAGAACAUGGUUCAGAGAGCAUCUCUGCAGCAACUUCACACACAAAGACUUAGAAACCAACUUCUAGAUCUUUUUGGUUGUUUAUUUUGGCAGCAAAACCUGAAUCAUAAUGCUGUAGCAAACUGCCUAUGUCACUCAAUUUGUCAACUGAGUAUCCUGCUGCAGAAAAACAUGCUCAGCUCUCCUUGCUGGUUUUAGCUUUGUGUGUGUUUAGUUGAUGUCUAUUCUGUAGUACCACAUCUGGCCUCAUCAUAGCAGCUAUGCUUAUUGGAUGUUGCUAGGAACUUCUGAAUGAAAAUGUAUUACAGUCACCGAACUGCAUGGUGCAUGUGAUCCUGUAAACUAAACCUGAAUCAUAUAUGCACGAGUAUUCCUUUUGAAAUAUAGUGAUCAUCUCUGCUGCUGUUUAUG
Panicum virgatum (switchgrass) is the source of this 2109-nucleotide messenger RNA. RefSeq lists its product as uncharacterized. The transcript has 6 exons. NCBI's taxonomy places the organism in Eukaryota, Viridiplantae, Streptophyta, Magnoliopsida, Poales, Poaceae. The record is from RefSeq and is a predicted model, not a curated record. Bases 1 to 963 code for a protein of 320 amino acids.